Molecule: messenger RNA, 2618 nt
Organism: Drosophila subpulchrella
Lineage: Eukaryota; Metazoa; Arthropoda; Insecta; Diptera; Drosophilidae
Exons: 1
Coding region: 84-2375 (763 amino acids)
Biological process (GO): isocitrate metabolic process; tricarboxylic acid cycle
Cellular component (GO): mitochondrion
Molecular function (GO): magnesium ion binding; isocitrate dehydrogenase (NAD+) activity; NAD binding
Source: RefSeq, a predicted model, not a curated record
GAUCUCCGUUUUGUAGAUUACAUCAUCUCAAUAAUUCAACAUCACACAUUCAGGCAGUAAUUUUAUCAAAAUUUCAGUAGACCAUGUCCGGCAAUCUGUUCAAAUGGACUGCUCUUGGCCGACAGUCAAGAACAGCCGGCUGGUACACCAAUCGAAGGGUACUCCAUCAGAUGGAUAAUGCUAUUGCCGGGUUUCGUAACCCUUUUUUCGACUCCUGGCGACGUCGUAGGCGCUUCGAGGAGUACGAAAAAAGAGAGAUACCAGUGAGGCAGCAAGUUCCAAGGAUCCGACAUGUUCGCUAUCCGGGAACUAGGGAAAAUCCCUUCCACAGAAAACCCGACUGUCUGCCUGGAAAGGGUGAAGUGCUUGAGCCCACUCGCAUCCAGCCUCCCAGGAAUUCAAUGUGCUUCUCGGUAAUCAGGUUCUUUAGUAGCUCAUCUACUGGUGGUGGCUCUGGUGAACCACCAGAAGACCGUGAGGGAAAGCUUAUCAAGUUUCCGGUGGGUUCUCGCUCGGAAAAACCGAAAACGGGAAAGGUGGAAGUUCCUCCCAUAAAGAAAUCAUCGCAGUCAGAUUGCUUAGCAGGAUUGUCGGCCAAGUCCUCGGUCAAGGAGUUAACUCCCGACAACCAAACUACAAAGGCCUUGGAUCAAUCCGGAAAUGACGGAAGAGAUGACCCAGAAAAUCUUGUACUAAGAUCGUUUGCAGAGCAUCUCAACUCAAUAGGUAACGAUCCCUCAGGAAUCCAGUCCCAGCCACCGGAACGAAGCCAAAGUGGAAGAAAUCCGCCAACAGGAAGUAAGCCGCCGACCAAACCACCUUCGGGACCCAAAAAUCCUUCGGGUCCUAGAAAUCCUUUCCAUCCACCAACGAAAAAAUUCAAACAUCCAUCAAAAGGAGACAAGCCUCCAACGGGCGGUAAGCCUCCCGUUAAACCACCUACACCGAGUAAAUCACCCAGUAAACCGACAGUUAGUAAACCACACGGUAAAUCACCAACGGCAAGUAAACCUCCCAGUAAACCGCCUACGGGAAGUACGCCGCCUAGUAAGCCACCAACAGCAAGUAAGCCCCCCAGCAAACCUCCCAGUAAGCAACCAACAGGUAGUACGCCUCCCAGUAAGCCGCCAACUGGAAGUAAGCCUCCCAGUAAACCACCAACAGGUAGUGAACCUCCCAGUAAACCGCCAACUGGAAGUAAGCCUCCCAGUAAACCACCAACAGGAAGUAAACCUCCGGUUAAACCCCCAACAGCAAGUAAACCUCCUGGCCCAUCGCCACCAGGAGCAAAGGCACCGACAGGAGGCCCAGACAAAAAGGGCGGAGCUGGCGGUAAGUCUGGACAGGAUAUGGGUGGUUCAAGAGUUAUAACCCUAAUGCCUGGCGACGGCAUUGGGCCGGAGAUCUCAAUGGCCGUGAUAAAGAUCCUCGAGGCCGCCAAAGCCCCUUUAAUAUUUGAACCCGUAGACGUUACGCCAGUGAUAAAUAGCAAAGGUCAGACGGGUGUGCCAGAACAGGUGAUCGAGAGCAUGAACCGAACAAAGGUGGGUCUCAAAGGACCCCUGAUGACCCCAGUGGGCACUGGUUUUCGAUCUUUGAAUCUCACUCUGCGUCAGCUCUUCAACCUAUAUGCCAACAUUCGACCUUGUCGAUCUCUUCCAGGAGUGGAAACAAUUUACGGGGACGUGGACAUUGUAACCAUUCGCGAGAACACCGAGGGUGAGUACUCGGGCAUAGAGCACACCCUGGUCAACGGAGUGGUGCAGAGCAUCAAGCUGAUCACCAGGAAUGCCUCGCUCCGGGUGGCCGAGUAUACCUUCCAGUACGCCCUGGCCAUGAAGAGGAAAAAGGUCACUGCCGUGGCCGAGUCCCAGGUCAUGCGGAUGUCCGACGGAUUGUUCCUGCGGUGCGUCCGGGAAAUGGCUGCCAAAUACAAGAGCAAACUGGACCAGGCGGGCAUUACCUACGAGGAGUCCACCAUGACCACCGUCUGCCUGAAUAUUGUUCAGGAUCCCAGGAGAUACGAUAUGCUAGUGCUGCCCAAUCUGUACGGGGAUAUCAUUUCGGACACAUGUGCCGGACUAAUUGGAGGAUUGGGUCUGACACCCUCGGGAAAUGUGGGCACCAAUGGUGCAAUUUUCGAAUCUGUGCAUGGAACUGCCCCGGACAUCGCUGGUAAGGAUUUGGCCAAUCCCACAGCGCUGCUGCUCUCCUCCGUGAUGAUGCUGCACUACGUUGGGUUGCACGAGCACGCUGACAACAUAGAACAGGCCGUGCUGAAGACCAUCAAGGAUGACAACAUCCGCACCAUGGACCUGGGCGGCAAGGCCAAGUGUUCGGAGUAUACUGAUGCUCUCAUUAAGAACCUCAAGUAAAAGGUUUCCAAAAAGGGUUAUCUAAAAGUAUUUUUUAGCCACCUGUCAUUAAUUAUUUUGUAAAAAUCAAUUAAAGUUCAGGCUGUCCUUGGAAUGUUGAAUUACAGAUCAAUAUACCAGAUGAUUUUAUCCGUCUGCAUUCUUUUUAGAAUUAUAAUCAUAUACCAGUUAUCAUGUCAUCUUUAAUAAAACAAUCGUUUUGUAAAGCCUUCCGAUAAGUGGAGACUUUAAGGAACCAUUUAA